GCGUCUUCAGGCGGCCCUAACGGAAUGGAGGGGGUCCCGGUCGUACUGCGGCCGAGCCGAGCCGGGCCGGGCAAGAACUCGCUGACCGGCCGUCUGCAGCGAGGCUGCUGACCGCGGUUUAGGCCCGAGGCUCGGGGGAGCGGGGAACGUCCCGUCGCUGGCAUUUCGUCAGCUGUUUGGUCGCCCGGGACGUCAAUCACCUCACCGAGGCCUCUGACCUACGUGUGACUGGGAGAUCCGGUUCUAUUUUAUGAUUGGCUAUUCUGCCCCACCUGAGAGUUCGACACACCUGAUUUGCUGCCAACUGCCGCACGCUGUGCAAUUUGUCCCCUGUGAUUGGGCGCAUGUGGUUGUGAGCUAUUUUGAUUGGCUGUGUACUGAAUCAAGCCCCAUGAUUGGCCGAAUGUCGCCCUCUGGUGUACGAUUGGCUGCAAGUUGUACCAGACUUGGAAGCUGUCGGAGUCUGCAUUUGCUUCCCAUCUCCCACCGUACUGGGCUUGACUAAACUAAAUCAGGAGUUUGCUGCUGGAGCUCGAGUCAGGGAAAUGUGUUUCUUGAUACUGCAACGUGUAGUCCAACUUAAUGUCCACUGGAGAGCAGAAUGGACGGGAGAGCCGGCCGGCUCGGGCUUGCUUUUCUCCUGGCAUGGACUCCUGUCCGCUCGCCUGGCUUCCGAUUCCUCCCACACCGCUUACGAAGCCCCCACCUCUGGCCACCGGCAUCAGGCGACUCCGAGGACUGCAGGCCCGAUUCCCUCAGCAACCUAACCAGCAGAUCUUCAUGAAGGCUGCGCCAGUGAAGGUGUCGGUGACGGGAGCCGCCGGGCGGGUCGCCCACUCCCUGCUGUACAGCAUCGCCAAUGGAGAGGUGUACGGGAGACAGCAGCCGAUCGUCCUGGCGCUGUUGGACAGCCCCUCGAUGGCGGAAGCGUUGGCCGGGCUGGCGAUGGAACUGCAAGACUGUGCCUUCGAACUCCUUCGAGGGGUGACGGUGACGCACCGGGAGGAGGUGGGCUUCGGGGAGGCAGACGUUGCCCUGCUGCUCGACUCGCUGCCAGCGCAGGACGGGGUGCAGCGGGCAGAUCUUCUCAAGGCCAACGCCCUGAGGUUCCGAGCUCAUGGCCGCGCCUUGGACGCGUACGCCAAGAAGACCGUCAAGGUCCUGGUGGUGGGGGACUUCGCCAACACCAACUGCCUGGUCUCCAUGAUCUCCGCACCUUCCAUCCCUCCAGAAAACUUCACCUGCCUGGCCGGGCUGGACCAGAACCAGGGCGUCCAACAGCGGGAAGCAGCGGCGGUCCGGGCACGCCAUCUCCCCCGUGCUGCGUCUGUUGCCAAAGCCAUCUGUGACCACCUGAGGGUCUGGUGGUCUGGGACGAAGCAGGGAGAGUGGGUGUCCAUGGGGGUCAUCUCCAGUCGGAAUGGCUACGGAGUUCCCGACGGGCUCGUCCUCUCCUUUCCCGUCGCCGUGCAGGACGGACGCUGGCAGAUAAUCCCAGGACUCCACCUCUCCCCCCUGCUCCGGCACAGGAUGGCACUGACCGCUCAGGAGCUGCUCACCGAGCGGGAUAUGGCCCUGAUGUUUCUGGCAAGGAGCAGACUGUGAGGACUCGCCAGCCGGGGCGGGAGAUCCGAGCAGGGGGAGCCUGUGCCCGAGGGGCCGCCCAGUGAGGAGAUGCCCACGCUCGGUAACCCUGCGGCAUCUACCUGCCAUCGGCACAUGGUGGUCGGAGUGGGCGGCCAGGGGCUCUCGCUCGCUCAGUAAGUCUCUUUCUGGACUGGGACGCAUCAUCUUCGUAAAGAUGACGGGAGUGAGACAGAGGGUCUGCCUGAAUAACCCGUGGUGCAUUUUGUCGACGGUGCAAACUGCGGCCACCGUGGUGGGGGCAGGCGGUGUUUCGGAGGGUGGAUGGGGAGCUGCACCGUUUGUGAAGUAGCUCUAAUUUUGGCCCGACGGUAUUAAACGCCAGAGGUUCUGCCGGUGCUGGAAAUCCAGAGCAACACACGCAAAAUGCUGGAGGAACUUGGCAGGUUCCUCCUGGUCCAAGGCCCCCCUGUUGGUCACAGUUAAUCAUGGAUGCUGCGACCGAGCUGUUCCCCAUGUAGCACACUCCAUGCAGCUGAUGAACCCAGCGGAACGGCAGAGACCGUUACAGUUUGGCACCGGGAGCGUUGAACUCGACUUAGGACUGCCUCAGGGGCUCCAGCUCCGGAUUUUACUCCCAAAGUCUUCCUCGUGAAUGUCUGUAGCCACAGGGCAGCGGAGGUCUGAGAUCAGAGUUUUCAUUCUCCUCGACGAGCUGCCAACCACGGGCUGACCAGCCCCAUCUGCCCAAAGCAACUGGUAACCCACCUUUGCCCCUUCUCCUGGUAGUGGAAACUGUUCCGCCGGGCUACACGUGAAGGCCAGGAGCUGGGCUUGGUUGUCAGAGGCUGUUUGAGACGCACGCCAUCGGGAUAGGUUGCGGGAGCUUCUCCCCAUUACCGGCCCCCACGAUGACACCCUUAAGGAACCAAGCAGCAUCUGUGGAGGGGAAUAAACAGUUGCCGAGACUGAAACUGGCCCUGGAUGCAGGACAGAUCUGUUCUGACCAAUCAGUGGGUUGGAUUAGGGUCCAAAUUGUCGUUCUUACAGAGAUUUCUCUUGUCGUUCUACCUUUCCGUAUGCUUAUUUUUGAUCUUUGUAUAAUUAUCUGUAAACUCUUAGUGACUUCUGUGUUUGCUUCUGGACUUGUGGGUUUUUUUGCCUGCAGAGCUGAGAUAAUUUAGUGCCUGCUAAACUGGUUUCUCAUCUAAACUGGGCCAGAGGUGUUUACAAUGCAAAUGCAAACCGGGUGCUCGCGUUCCUUGUCUGCAGCUGCGUACACCUUGUUACAGUGUUAAUUCCAUUGUCAUUGCCAUGUCGGUCCAUGUCCUCUCCCGCGGUGAGACCACUCUCAGGUUGGAGGGGGCCAACAUCUCAUACUCCGUCUGGGAUACCCUCCAACCUGGCAGCACCAACGUCUAUUUUCCCCAACCGCCCCCUCACCUGCCUAUCACCUCCUGUCGAGGCGCUGGAGCAGGGAGCCAAUCGUAGACCCAGUACUGUGCAUACAGCAAAGGUAAUUGAGUAACAAAUCCCAAGGUGCAGACAAAGUCAAAGUUCAGGCAGAGGUCAAAACAUCCAGAGAAAUCAGGAAACAGGCAGAGUCGAUAUUCAGAUAGACAGAGUACAGAUACAAAUGCUGGAAAGGCUCAGGAAAAUGUAAUGGCAACAAACGGUGAAAAUACAGAACUGAGCAAUAAACAGAGAGGCAGAUGAUAGGUGGAGCACACUGAGACACGGGUGGCAGCGAUACAGGUAAUGAUGAGAGACGGAGUACUCAGUGAUACAGGGGCCGGAGCAGAGCAGGAGCGAGGACAGGAGCAUGUGGCACUGACACCUUCCUCUGGUUCCCCUACCAGAUUCCUUCUUCUUAAGUCCUUUACCUCUUCCACCUAUCACCUCCCAGCUUCUAGCUUCGUUCCCCACCACCCCACAUCAUCUGCCUUCUGGCCGGUCUCACCUAUCACCUGCCAGCUGGUGUUCCUUCCCCUCCCGCACCUUCUCAUUCUGGCUUCGGCCCACCGCAGUCCUGAUGAAGCCCCUCUCCACAGAUGCUGCCUGACCCGCUGAGCUCCUCCAGCAGUCUGUGUGUCUGCCUUGCUUGCUGCUACGGGCUGACUCUGCCUGUACUAUAGAGUUACAGUGAACUACGGCGCACAAACAGGCCCUUCAGCCCAUCUAGCCUGUGCUGAUCUGUUUUUCUGGCCUGGUCCCAUCUAGCCACAUCCGGACCAUAGCCCUCCUUACCCCCCCCCCCCCCAUCUAAGCUUCUCUUAAGUGAUGCACUCGGGCCCUCACCCAUCACUUCUGCUGGCAGCUCAUUCCACACACUCACACCACCUUCCGAGUGAACUAUAGUGAACAAUUGUGGAGAACAUCUAUGGGGAAUUAUGGUGAACAGCUCUGGUGAUCUGUGGUGAACAACUGGUGAACAUCUAUGGUGAAUGGCUGUGAACAUUUAUGGUGAAGAUAUAGAAUGAACUAUACUGGUGAACAUCUAUGGAAAAUUAUGAACAACUAUGGGAUCUGUGGUGAACAUCUAUGGUGAAUGACUAUGGUGAUCUGUGGUGAACGUAUGGUAAACUUUGGUGAACAUUUAAUAAAGGGAUCAUUACCAGCA
Molecule: messenger RNA, 4204 nt
Organism: Hypanus sabinus (Atlantic stingray)
Lineage: Eukaryota; Metazoa; Chordata; Chondrichthyes; Myliobatiformes; Dasyatidae
Product: malate dehydrogenase, cytoplasmic-like
Exons: 10
Coding region: 583-1605 (340 amino acids)
Biological process (GO): tricarboxylic acid cycle; malate metabolic process; oxaloacetate metabolic process
Cellular component (GO): mitochondrion; cytosol
Molecular function (GO): L-malate dehydrogenase (NAD+) activity
Source: RefSeq, a predicted model, not a curated record